AUACUUAUAGAUUGCUGCUUCACAGCCGAGAAUCUGCAGUACGAACUAGAAAGAGUCAUUUGGAAAUGAUUGUUUUAUUUUGUUUUCUGUUUUAUUCCACAACAGACUGCUGCCUUAUGCAAUACAAGUGAAGUGUGGUUUUCAGCUACCUUAUUUCAGAUAAAAAAGUGUUCUCACGGACUUCACAACUUUCAGAAUCUCCUUUUGUGCAUUUGCUUUGACGACGCUGGGUGGCUGCCUUUGUCACUUUGUGCCCAGGUACACUGAGUGAGGUGCCACAGAAAUCCCAGGGGUGCAGCCAAGAGAAGGAUCUGACCAAGAACUUAACAUGAAGCCCACCCUUUACUUUGUGACCUGCCUUAUUGCAAUUUCAGGACUCACCAGCCAUGCUGAAGUGAUUGAAGUACAGGGAGUGGAAGGAGAAAACGUGAAAAUUGACUGCAAAUAUCCAAAGGGGUUUGAAAAUUAUGAGAAAUAUCUGACCGAUGUUCGAUACAAGCGGAACAACGCACUGAUCAGAGCAAAGAAACCCAACACUCUGGUGACGGAGGGUCGCUACACUAUGUACGACAACACGGCCACGAGAGUUUUUACCAUAACCAUCAAGGAGGCGCAAAUGAGUGAUGCCAAGACGUAUUGGUGUGCAGUGGAGAGGACCUUUAGGGAUGACUACACCGAGGUCAAGCUCACUGUCCGCCCAGGAGUCAAAAGCUACACAGGACAGGAAGGAGGAAGUGUGAAGAUUGAGUGCAGAUAUCCAGAAGGGUUUGAAAAUUAUGAAAAAUACCUGACAGAUGUUCGAUAUAAGCAGAAUAACGCCCUGAUCAGAGCAAACAAACAUAACGCUCUGGUGACGGAGGGCCGCUACUCUCUGUAUGACAACACCUUGGAGAGAGUUUUCACCGUGACCAUCAAGGAGCUGCAAAUGAGUGAUGCCGGGACAUACUGGUGUGCAGUGGAGAGGACCCUGAAUGAUGACUACACCGAGGUCAAGCUCACUGUCCAACCAGGAGUCACAAGCCAUGCUGAAGUGAUCGAAGUUCAUGGAGAUGAAGGAGGAAGUGUGAAGAUUGACUGCAGAUAUCCACAAGGGUUUGAAAAUUAUGAAAAAUACCUGACUGAUAUUCGAUAUAAGAGGAAAAACGCCCUGAUCAGAGCAAACAAACAUAACACUCUGGUGACGGAGGGUCGAUACUCUCUGUAUGACAACACCUCGGUGAGAGUUUUCACCAUAGCCAUCAAGGAGCUGCAAAUGAGUGAUAACAGGACCUACUGGUGUGCAGUGGAGAGGACCUUGGGCGAUGACUACACUGAAGUUAGGCUCAUUGUCCACCCAGUUUCAGGAGUUCCACACAUUCAAAAGGUGAUAAGAGUUCAUGGAGAGGAAGGAAAAAGUCUGAAGAUUGACUGCAGAUAUCAAGAAGGGUUUGAACAAUAUAAGAAAUACCUGACUUCCGCUGGACGGGUUAUAAAUGACACUGUGAUCAAAACAGAAUAUGGCAACACUCUGGUGACAAGUGGCAGAUACUCACUCUAUGACAAUACCUCAGCAAGAGUGUACACUGUGACCAUCAGAGAGCUGCGAAUGAAUGAUGCCGGGACAUACAAGUGUGCAGUGGACAGACAACAAACCGAUGACUUUAUCAGAGUCACACUCUCUAUCCAUCCAGUUUUAGGAGUCACAAGCUAUGCUGAAUGGAUUGAAGCACACGGAGAAGAAGGAGGAAGUGUGAAGAUUGAUUGUAGAUAUCCACAAGGGUUUGGAAAUUAUCAGAAAUACCUGACUGAUAACAAAUGGAAACUGCACAACGCCCUAAUCAGAUCAACAAAACCUAACACUCUGGUGACUGACGGUCGAUACUCUCUGUAUGACGACACCUCGGCCAGAGUUUUGACUGUGACCAUCAAGAAUCUGCAAAUGAGUGAUGCUGGGACAUACUGGUGUGCAGUGGAGAGGACCCUGAAUGAUGACUACACCGAGAUCAGGCUCACUGUCCAGGCAGGAGUCACAAGCUCUGAAAAACAUAUCAGAGUCAGUGGAACUGCAGGAGGAAGUGUGAAGAUUGACUGCAGAUAUAAAAAUGGGUAUGAAAACUCAGAAAAAUACCUGAUAGAUGCUACUAGGAAGCUGAACAACGUCCUGAUCAGAGCAAAGAAGCCUAACACGCUGGUGACGGACGGUCGAUACUCUCUGUAUGACAACACCUCGGCGAGAGUUUUCACUGUAAGCAUCAAGGAGUUGCAAAAGAGUGAUGCCAAAACAUACUGGUGUGCAGUGGAGAAGACCCUGAGUGAGGACUAUGCCGAGGUCAGACUCACCGUCCACUCAGAACUCACAACCUCUGAUGAAGUGAUUAGAGCCCGUGGAACUGAAGGAGGAAUCGUGAAGAUUAACUGCAAAUAUCCAGAAGGGUUUGAAAAUUACGAGAAAUACCUGACUGAAGUAAGAUAUAAGCGUAACAAUGCUCUGAUCAGAGCAAACAAACCUAACACUCUGGUGACAUGGGGUCGCUACUCUCUGUAUGACAAUACCGCUGCAAGAGUUUUUACCAUAACCAUCAAUGAGCUGAGACACAGUGAUGCUGGGACAUACUGGUGUGCAGUGGAGCGGACCAUGAACGAUGACUACACCGAGGUCAAGCUCACCGUCCACUAGGGUUUAAAUGAUGGCCUUGCCUGACCUGAUCUUUAACCAAGAUGACCUAAAGAUUGCUAAAUCCGGAGGAAUAGUUUCUUUGAAGAGAGAGAUAUAGAAGGCUUAAAGAAUAAUAAGCACUAUAUUACAAUGUGUGGACAUUUGCUUAUUUUACCCUUACUAACUUGUUCUUGUUUAAUGUCAUUACAUAUAAAUUGUCAAUCAAAACUAAUCAAAUGUCACUGACAAUGACCGGGACAAGAUCAUAUGGAGUUAGUAAUUGGCUAUGUCUGGGGUAUUUGAUUUACAUAGUAAACGUGCACUUGACUUUGAAAUAGAGAUGUCAGUGCUACCUCGGCAGAGUGUCAAUAAUAAUCCUAUUGUUUUGCUCUUCUUUGUCAAAAGUUUAAUCAAUAAAGUUCUCUUUGAUUCAUAUGCUGA
This is a messenger RNA of Polypterus senegalus (gray bichir), 3076 nucleotides long. Its product is annotated as polymeric immunoglobulin receptor-like. The transcript has 9 exons. NCBI's taxonomy places the organism in Eukaryota, Metazoa, Chordata, Cladistia, Polypteriformes, Polypteridae. The coding region runs from base 329 to 2656 and encodes 775 amino acids. The record is from RefSeq and is a predicted model, not a curated record.